Nematolebias whitei (Rio pearlfish) is the source of this 1316-nucleotide messenger RNA. RefSeq names its product Spi-1 proto-oncogene b (gene spi1b). Gene Ontology annotation, molecular function: sequence-specific DNA binding; DNA-binding transcription factor activity, RNA polymerase II-specific. Lineage: Eukaryota; Metazoa; Chordata; Actinopteri; Cyprinodontiformes; Rivulidae. Bases 1 to 780 code for a protein of 259 amino acids. Gene Ontology annotation, biological process: cell differentiation; regulation of transcription by RNA polymerase II. Gene Ontology annotation, cellular component: nucleus. The record is from RefSeq and is a predicted model, not a curated record. The transcript has 5 exons.
AUGUUGCAUCCACACAGAAUGGAGAGCUACCUCAUCCCUCCUCACGCUGAAGAAAUGUACGAGUCAGACAUCUAUAGACAUCAAAUUGCUGAAUAUUAUAACCCAUGCGUGUUAGAUGCUGACAUCCAGGCAGAUCACUGGGACUACCACACACACCCUCACGUGCACCCUGCAGAGUUCGAAAGCUUCCAAGAGACCAUCUUCACGGAGCUCCAGAGCGUCCAGGCCCUCCACGGGCCCGGCCUAAUACGAUACGACGCCGAAAACCUGCUCGAUCCAAACCUCGGUGCACAUCCGCACGUGCUGCAGCAACCAGUGGCCUUUUUUCCUCGGGCCGUGUAUCCACCACAUGUCUCCCAGCGCAGCACUGAUGAUGAGGAGCAAGGAGGGCGAAGUCCCCCUCUGGAAGUGUCUGAUGAAGAAUGCUUGAGAGACCGAGUCCCUUACUUCACACCUGGAGAGCUGGGGAAUAAAAAGAAGAUCCGUCUGUACCAGUUCCUGUUGGACCUCUUAAGGAAUGGUGACAUGAAGGAUAGCAUCUGGUGGGUGGACAGAGACAAGGGGACAUUCCAGUUUUCUUCCAAACACAAAGAGGCACUCGCCCACCGCUGGGGAAUCCAGAAAGGAAACCGCAAAAAGAUGACCUACCAAAAAAUGGCUCGUGCUUUGCGCAACUACGGCAAAACUGGAGAGGUUAAAAAAAUCAAGAAGAAGCUGACAUACCAGUUCAGUGACGAGGUUCUGGGGAAGAGUCACCCGGAGAGAAAGGCAUACAUUUAGGCAGAAGUUAUCAUUUCUGAAAUAUCUGUAGAUACUUUUAAAUGUGCUAAUCUAGCAAAGCAUUACGUCCUCGACAGUGAUACUGCUGCUCUGUGGGACUCAGCUACUCAAGAAACAGCUGCAUAAACUUUUAUCAGCCCUCCACAGCCUCCAAACACCUUCAGGACACGAGGUGGACGCCACUUACUGCAGAGAUGAGACGGAGUGCGGACAAGAGACCGGUUCUGGUUAAAACAGUAAAAGAAAGAUUUGUGAAUUGGUAGUUAAAAAAUAAUAAUAAAAAAACAGAUCAGUGAUUGUGAGUCUCUAUAAAAAGUCCUGGCGCAAGAAAAAAAAACCUGCGGCCUGAAGGUGAAAAUCUGUAAGAGAUGUGACUGAAUCUGCACGUUGAAUUGUUUUAAUGGAAAACAAGUUAGCGUAGGUUCAAAAGUUGAUUUAUUACUCUGAAAUAAAUCAACUUUUAUCAGUGACACAGACUAAACUAUACAAGCCCCUCUUUUAAAAUGCAUUUUUAAGAUAUUUGCAUUAAAACUCUA